Messenger RNA from Fraxinus pennsylvanica, 360 nucleotides. NCBI's taxonomy places the organism in Eukaryota, Viridiplantae, Streptophyta, Magnoliopsida, Lamiales, Oleaceae. The record is from the annotation of a GenBank genome assembly.
AUGAAUUCAGACUUAGGGUUCAUUACAUCCCAGUUGAGUGGCAUCAAAAUUUCAACAACCCAGUUUCAAACAUCUGCUACCAGCCCAAUCUCUGCUCCUUUCAGGCCUUCUCUCCAACCUGUUGCUCGUAGAAUAUGUCCCUUCACGGGCAAGAAAUCAAACAAGGCGAACAAAGUUUCCCAUUCAAACCACAAGACGAAGAGGCUGCAGUUUGUAAAUCUGCAAUAUAAGAGAAUUUGGUGGGAAGCCGGGAAGCGCUAUGUCAAAUUGCGGUUGUCGACCAAAGCUCUCAAGACCAUAGAGAAGAAUGGACUUGAUGCAGUGGCUAAGAAGGCUGGAAUUGAUCUUAGUAAAAAGUAA